Messenger RNA from Tupaia belangeri chinensis (Chinese tree shrew), 2651 nucleotides. RefSeq names its product aconitate decarboxylase 1 (gene ACOD1). The record is from RefSeq and is a predicted model, not a curated record. Gene Ontology annotation, biological process: defense response. Lineage: Eukaryota; Metazoa; Chordata; Mammalia; Scandentia; Tupaiidae. Bases 647 to 2194 code for a protein of 515 amino acids. The transcript has 6 exons. Gene Ontology annotation, cellular component: mitochondrion. Gene Ontology annotation, molecular function: aconitate decarboxylase activity.
UAUAAACUUGGGAUGUAAAUGAAUCAUUCUAAGUCCAUUGAAUUUUAACCUCCUGGUUUUAUAUGUGUCCAUUAUGUGACUGCAUUUCUAGUGACCUGUUUACUGCUUCUGUCCCCUGGAGAAGAUAAGUCUUCUGAGGCAGACACCAUAACCUAUUAAUUUGGCAUUCUAGAGAUCUUGGCACAGUGCCAGACACAUUACAAGAAUCUGUGAAACUUAUUUAUUAAAUUGACUGCACGCAUUGCUUUAAGUUAUACAUUAAUCACUGGAUUUAACUAAAAGGAGAUGUAAAUGCCAUGAGAAAGCCAAGCAGACCAGAAAGAUAUUUUAGAAAUGGAUGGGUGCGAUUGCACAGACAGCUAAGCAGCUGUGUCUUAUUUGUCUCAUCUUCCUUUUCUGCAAGGUCCACAGAGAGCCACAUAGUCCUUAGCACAGAGUGGUGUUCAGGACUUGUCAGGGAAUCCCAUAGCUCCCCGCUGUCACAAGUCACCUUCAACAGGGUUCCAUGUGCACGGAUGCCACCAUAUCCUGGGUUCUAUGUUGGCGCUCUACCCUCCACCUGCUCCCUAGACAUACAUACUUCCCCAUAAGACUCCCCAGAUCAGCUCAAACCCUGAAGAUGAACCGUCAAUGAAGGCCCUCAGCUAUGGGCAUUGUGGGAGUUAGAGCAGAGUCUGUCACAGAAAGUUUUGCCAAAGUGAUCCAUGGCCUGAAAGUGGGACACCUGACAGAUCACGUGAUUCAGAAGAGCAAGAGGAUGAUUCUAGAUACUCUAGGUGUUGGGUUCCUGGGAACCAGUACAGAAGUAUUUUGCAAAGCCAGCCAAUACAGCAAAAUCUACAGUUCCAAUUUAUCCAGCAGUGUUUGGGGUCAGCCAGACUUCAGGCUCCCGCCUACAUAUGCUGCUUUUGUUAAUGGUGUGGCUAUUCACUCGAUGGAUUUUGAUGACACGUGGCACCCUGCCACCCACCCUUCUGGGGCUGUUCUUCCUGUACUCACAGCUUUAUCAGAAGCCUUUCCUCAGAGGCCAGCAUUUUCUGGCCUUGACCUUCUGCUGGCUUUCAAUAUUGGUGUUGAAGUGCAAGGCCGAUUAAUGCAUUUCUCCAAAGAAGCUAAUGACAUACCAAAGAGGCCAGAUCAGCUGAAACCAUUAACACCAGUGCUGGCAGAGAAGUUGAUUCAACAGUCACAUACCAAAUACUUUACCCACACACAAAGAUUUCAUCCCCCUUCAGUGGUAGGAACUUUGGGGAGUGCUGCUGCUGCAUCUAAGUUUUUAGGACUUAGCUUGGCAAAGUGCCAAGAGGCCCUGGCCAUUGCCGUUUCCCAUGCUGGAGCACCCAUGGCCAACGCUGCUACUCAGACCAAGCCCCUUCACGUUGGCAAUGCAGCCAGGCAUGGUUUAGAGGCUGCUUUUCUGGCAAUGCUGGGUCUCCAAGGAAACAAGCAGGUCCUGGACAUGGAGACAGGAUUUGGGGCCUUCUAUGCCAACUAUUCCCCUGAACUCCUCCCAAACUUAGACUCUCACACUUGGCUGCUGGACCAGCAGGAUGUGGCCUUCAAGCGUUUCCCUGCUCAUUUGGCCACCCACUGGGUGGCAGAUGCAGCUGCAUCUGUGAGAAAGCACCUUGUAGCUGACAGAAUGCUGCUUCCCACUGACCAUAUCAGGAGGAUUGUGCUCAGGAUUCCAGAUGUCCAGUAUGUAAAUAGGCCCUUCCCAGACUCAGAGCAUGAGGCUCGGCAUUCUUUCCAGUAUGUAGCCUGUGCUAUGCUGCUUGACGGGAGUGUCACUAUCUCGUCCUUCCACAAACACCGGAUCAACAGGCCACAGAUGAGAGAGCUGCUCAGGAAAGUGGAGCUGGAGCACCCUCUGGACAACCAGCCAAGCUUCAACAGGCUCUACUGUGAGAUAAGUGUCACCCUCAGGGACGGGGCCUCCUUCACCGUGCGCUCCGAUACCUUCUAUGGUCACUGGAGGAAACCAUUGAGCCAGAAGGACUUGGAGGAAAAGUUCAGAGCCAACACCUCUGGGGUACUGUCCUGUGACACAGUGGAAAGUCUUAUAAAGGUAGUAGAAAAGCUGGAAGACCUAGAAGACUGUUCUGUAUUAACUACACUCCUGAAAGGACCCUCUCCAGGACAGGUGCUUCAAAGCUCUCCUGCAAGUAUAAUUCCAACACGCAAUCUCUCCUGAAGAUCACCACAUCUAAAUGACUUUGCAUAUGGGGAGAUACAGUGAUUUGUUUUAUAAAACAAAGGGCUGCUGCUUGGUCUGCCUAGGAAUAAAUGAAACAAAGUGGAGAGUCCAGAAACAAGAUUAAAACAAAACAAAAACAAACAAAAGAUCAAGAUGGUCUAAACAUAUAAUUUAAAAGACAUUUAACAUCCUUAUUACAUCUAAUGUACAAGUCAUGAAUUCAACCAUUUUAAGUCUACAGUUCAAUGAAUUUUAGUAAAUUUAUAGAGUUGAGCAGACAUCUCAAUUUAGUUUUAGAAUAUUUCAUCACUUCAGAAAAUCAUCUCAUAUAUGCUUGUAAUCAAUCCCCAUUUAUACCUCCAGGACUUACAUUCAAAGAUUUUAUUGUUUUAGAGGUUUUUGCCUUAGGGUAUGUGUGUUUGCCGGAAAGAGAGAGAGACAGAGACGAGAAAAA